UUCUGUUUCAGGAGAGCAUGCUACUGGAGCUGGCUCUCUACCAUAUAUAAUUGAUGAUAUACUGACUGAGCUGUUGCUAAGUUCUAACAGUCUAUCACUACAGUUAAUUUUUACCCUCGAAUAGGGGCUUUGUCAUGGAGCACUCAAUAGCAGAUUGGGCAAAUCUUCAUGAUUCCAUCCUUGUUUUGAUAGUGGAGAAAUUGGUUCCUCCGCAUUCCAAUCAUGUGCGUAUCUGCACUGUUUGCAAGCCGUGGAACUUGGCUAUCAGCAACAACACUAACCUACUCCGUAAAAUCUUGAAGGGUCGUUCCCCGCUGCUGAUAAUCCCUUCCAAAGGAAACAGUGAAGAAAGGCUUGGUUUGUACAACGUGAUUGAGGAAAAGAAAUACCAGAUGGAGCUGCAACUUCCAUUCAAGACUACUAGCAGGGCAUUCUGUGGCUCUUCUCAUGGAUGGCUAGCUAUGUUUGAUGCCAAAUCUUUAGCCAUUACACUUAUCAACCCUUUCACCUCUGAUGGUCUCACUCUUCCUCCUCUGCUUAAUUAUUCUAGUGAUUUCUUCAUCAACAAGGUUGUACUAUCAGAUGAUCCUUACCUAAAUCCUAAGGAAUAUUUUGUCAUCGCCCUCGUCAAAGCCGAUGACCAUACACAAAUUGCAAUCAUUCGACAACCAGGCGAUAUUCAAAGUUGGACUUGGAUUAACAAUCCAGGAGAUGAUAAAAUAACUGAUGUUAUUUUUCGCAACGGCGAUAUUUAUGCUGUAGAUUUGCUAAAUAAUAUCAUAUCAGUUAAGAAUUUUUCAAGCUUUGAUGGCACAAGAAAUUCAGCUAUUAAGUCAGAGAUCAUUGUACCAGGGUCUGGCCGUAGACCAGCUAUUAUGAAAUCAUACAUUGUGGAGUCAUCUGCCGGAGAUAUUCUGGUCAUCAGAAGGAUUUUCAGGUUUGAUCAUUGUAAGAAACAUUACUUGACUAAAAAUUGCAAGGUUUAUAAGCUGGUGCAAGAUGGAACUGAAGCAAAGUUGGUUAAUGUAGAAGGCAUAAGAGAUGAUGCAUUAUUCUUGGGUGGGAACUCUUCCUUGUCGGUUGCGGUCACUCAUAACUUCCCAGGGUGUCAACCAAAUUGUAUUUACUUCACAGAUGACUAUAACUUUAAUUGUUUUUUGGGUUCAGAGUCAGCUAGGCUCUCAAAACCCCAUGAUAUGGGUCGGUUUAAAUUGAAGAUGAAUGGAACAAUGAAACGAUUUUACGAUCCAGAUCAUUCAGUUUACAGCGAUAAGCUAUUUCCUAUAUGGAUUUUGCCAACACUUAAAGACAAUCAUGUGAAAGGAGGGAGCGGAAGUAUAGCUGUAGCUUCAACCCCAAGCUAUAGUCGACAACCUCAAGGGAGCCAAUGAUAAGUUGUGCAGGACAGCUCCCUCCCUCAAGCUAAGGGAUUUUUUUACUUAAAAUAAUUAAUAGAAAUAGAGUAUUUAGACUUUGGAUUCUGAUUCCAAUCUCAGCCGACAGCAACUUUCGCACGA
Molecule: messenger RNA, 1517 nt
Organism: Durio zibethinus
Lineage: Eukaryota; Viridiplantae; Streptophyta; Magnoliopsida; Malvales; Malvaceae
Product: F-box protein At4g35733-like
Source: RefSeq, a predicted model, not a curated record